Molecule: messenger RNA, 6476 nt
Organism: Pomacea canaliculata
Lineage: Eukaryota; Metazoa; Mollusca; Gastropoda; Architaenioglossa; Ampullariidae
Exons: 11
Coding region: 638-4012 (1124 amino acids)
Biological process (GO): signal transduction
Molecular function (GO): protein binding
Source: RefSeq, a predicted model, not a curated record
GCAUUAAAGAAAAUAUGGUAGAACAUUCCAAAGUUAUAUCAGUUUUCAUCCUGUAAGCACCAAAAUGCUUUAUGUAUUUGCUUUUCUGAUUAUAUUUAGAGUAUCAUUUCUGCUUAUGCACAAUUAUGUCAUCUUUAGGGGUGCAUUAUACUUUAAAGAAUUUAUUUUUGAGGGUAAUAAAUUUUGGAUAAAAGGCAAGAUAGGGAGGGAAAAAGGAAAGAAAAUAUUUCUUACUGCACAGAACCAACCCUUUUAUUUAGAGCAAGAGUUGUUUGAUACAGUUUUUGGUGUUGAGAAAAGUCAGUGAAAAUAUGUGAUAAAGAGCUACAUAAGGUUAUCUAAAGUGUAUGUGAUCAGAGCUAUAAAUUCUGCAGUAGUUCCUUGCCUACUUUUAUCAGGAAGUAGGAAAGUGAUCCUGUGCCAGAGAGAUUGUAAAGGAUAUGUAAAAGUUUUAUAUGAAACAGUUUCAGUUGUGUUACUAUUAUCAGAUAGAGCUGGUAAUAAGUUCACUGUGUGCUGGGGAACUCUUGCUAACAGGAGUUUCUAAUUCAAGAAAAUAUUACAUCAAGUGAUGAAAACAAGAUAAAUAGAAGAAGGAGCCAUUUGCUUAGAAGGAUGAGGCCUUGUGGGUAAAGAGAUGGGCUUGCCCAAUGAGUCCAUUAAAUACCUGCGUCAGCAGCUACAGUGUCAUCCUGUGUCCCUUCAGUGGGAGAAACCUAAGACAAUCCUUGUACGGCGAGGUGCUAGUGGAAAGUUUGGUUUUCAUUUCAAGACUUUUCAGUGUGGGCCAAAUGAAACAGCGACAGUAGUAGUUUUGGUAAAGGAAGACUGCAUCACAGAAGGAUCUCUACAACUUUGUGACCGAAUUGUGUCAGUGGAUGGCGUGUCAGUGACAAGUUAUUCCGAAGAGAAUGUGCGGAGGCUGCUGAGCCAGACUAGUGCCAGCAAGGUGUCGCUGCUUGUAUCCGCCAUGAGUAAAGCAAAUCCACACACACAGGUGAAGAGAUUUUUGUCUAUAAACUCAGGAACAAGUAGAAACAGCAGCUCAGCCUCUCUCAGUUCUACUGAGAGGCCUGUUGUCAAGCGAUUUGCUAAAAGCAACAGUACCGAGACAGAAAAAUCUGCAGAAGCAGGGGAGAAUACCCCUUUGCUUCCACUAGGGGGACAUUCACAGAAUUCUGGGGAUCAUCAGAGCGGAUGCCGUGCAGAGGCUACAUGCGUGUCGAAAGGGCUUCCCAGUGGAAAGCAAACACAGCUUCUGUCAAAGAAAAUGUCGAAUGAGAUUAAGAUUCAUGAUAUUGUAUGUGUAGUGCAAGAAAGUGAUUCUCCUCCCCGCACCCAGACUUUACCAUCCUCUACCACUUCUUCCAAUCCACAUCCAACUUCCUCUAGCACCACCAGCUCAGAAAGCUUUUUUGUUGAGAGAGGGAAAAGAGGUGACAGAAGUGCUGAAUCCCUUGGAGUAGAAGUGUGCUCUUUGCCCAGCUGCAACAUUCAGACUUGCUUGUGGCAUAAAUUUGUUCUGGGCUUCCCUCAGUAUGUGAUAUGGGACCCGUUUACAAAAACAUUUGAGCUUAACAAAAAUGGCAGCACCUCAUUUGGAUUCAAGUUCAAGGUCAAGAAGCAUGAUGGCCCACCAGGAGAAGUAUUUGCAUUAGUGACAGAGAUUCUUCCUGGUGGUGCUGCUUGGAAGCAGCUUCUGCCAGGUGAUUGGAUACGGUCUGUAAAUGGCACAGCAGUAAAUUCUGCAGAGGAGGCUUUUGGCCAUGACUUCCGCAGUUGUUCCUCUCUUCGGCUUGUCAUCCAGCGGCCUGCUGGGUUGCUGCAACAAGGAGCUGCUCGACUGAAACAACAGGCUGAUGCCAUGGAAAAUGCACUCCAUUUUCCUUCCUCUUCUUCUUCUAGCAGGUUGAUGUCUCCCACCAGCCCAAAGGUCUCACAGGGUUCCCUCUCAACCAUGUCUGCUUCUAACUGGAUGCAAACCUCUGAUGAACACAUACCUCUCAACACCCUGGGAUCACCUAAUCUUUGCAGAAGCUCAUCAGCAGUUGACCGAUGUACACUGACAAAGGUGCGCGUGAUAGUGUGUGGAAAUCGAGCAGGGGACUUAGUCCGUGGCCUGAUGGAAAAUUGUGGCUCUAUGGUUAAUGGUGGUGCAAAUAUACAGUGUUUUCAGCUCUCCAUGCAGCUAGCCAAGGAUAAAAAAGUGAAAAUUCACACAUGGCCAGAGCCUAGCGUGGCCAUCAUGCAGGAACAUUCAUCAGUCCCUUCACAAUACUCUGGCAGCAGGGCAGGGCAGGAUUGGGGAAGUGCUCCAGAUUCUCUAAACCUGGAACUGUGCAUUAUCAGUGAUGAGAAUUUCUUCCACCACUGUGCUGCUUCACUCUUCACCACCAACAUCCUACUCCUCCUCACCUUUGAUGUGGUCAAGAUGCAAAACCAGUCAGAGCGCGAGAUGGCACGUCUGGCUGCCUUGAUUCACACAGCCCAUGCCUGCAGUACCUUCAGUGGCUGUAGUGCCUCGAUGCACUUGUAUGGGAUGCUCUCAGGAGCACAGCCAGUUGUCAGCGCUGAGGAGGUACAGGCCCUUUUCUAUGUUACCCAAGCUGGCAGCCAGCUGCUUGAACGCUUUGAGCUGUCUCCUCCUGACAUUGCUUCCCCUUGCUGUGCAGCACACAUGGCCAGUGUCCGCUACCAUCUGUUUCAGUGGUGUAGAAUCUUGUCAGAACAGUGCAUGGUUGUCUCACAGGUACCCGCUCUUCUGGAUGCCCUGCUAUCCUUCCCUAACUUGCAGGCGACACUUGGGGACCUGAAGGACAUGCUUGAUGGCACAGCACCUGAGGUGGGCCAUCAGAGGCUGCCAGACAUAAUCAAAGAUCUUACUGCCACUGGAAACCUUAUUCCUUACAGAAGGUGUCAAGAAGUUGGUGAAAGCCAGGAAGAGUAUCUUCUUCCCUUCAACAUCAUGCUGGCACUUGGCCAGCUCUUCACCAAGAACAACUUUGAUGGCUUAACCCCCUCCUGUCGCCAGAAGUGGUUUAAACUGUUAAGUGAUGCCCGAAUCUCUCCAUCAGACCUAAGUGAUAUUCUGGAAGUGGGCACAACUGGAAGCCGCCUGACACCCCAGAUACUGGUACAUCUAGGAGUAAUUUUCCCUUUUCGUCCUGUGGCUAGGGUGACUCCCAGAGACUCUGGCUUUGGAGAGGAUGCAGUGGAGUAUGUUGUGCCUUAUUUUCUGGUUGACCAGCAAAUGCAACCACUAGAGAAAAACUUUGUGGUUCAGCUCCAAGCUCCAGUGCCAUGGAGGGUAUACUUUGAUGGUCUGUCCAAGCUCAGCAUGCAUCCAUCCGUGCUAGAACUAAACUUGUGUGGUCUUUUCACCUGUUUUGUUACAACCAGUAGUUUACAGCUUUGCCUGCAGUUUCAGAAGAGUGUUAAUAGACUUCAGAUUUCUGCUUCCAAAGGUGAUGGAAAGUCAAAGAGGAGCAUCACUCUGCAGGAGAUAAAACAGCUGCUGGACAUCUUUAUCCCUCCACACGUUCACUUCACUGUACAACAUGUUGAUACGCAGACCUCAAGCAGUGACUCUGUGAUUACAUCUGUGAUGUCUGAUGUGCAAAAAUUGCCGUUUGUUGCUGGUAAUGAGGACACCCAUUGCAAACAACGGUUGUUUGAGGCGGAACCAACAGACCCCCCUAUUAAUCCACAGACUGAAAAUAAAUUUGAUGUGCCUCUUAGAUCUUUAAACUGGUCUACAUUAAAAUCUGUGGCCCUUUGUCUGAACAAGGAAAUGACUACAUGCUGCAAUUGGAAGGAUGUGGCAGAGCACGCAGGCAAGACUGUGGAUGAGAUUUGUGGAUAUGAAGGUGUGUCAGCCUCUGAGUUACCGGCCAUGAUAUUUCUCAAGGAGUGGAGUGCUUCGGCCACUGUUCAGCAGUUACUGGAUAUUCUGGAGGCAAUUGAACGCCCAGAUGCCCAAGACAUUAUUCUUAAUAGUUUCAGGAAUAAAUAGCUAUGAAAUGCCUCCACUGCUGCAUAGGACAGAGAAGGUGGAGCCUUGCCUAUUGUUGGUUGUUCUGUAAGCCAGUCCAUCUUCAUUCAAGGAUUUUCAUUCAGGCAUACUGCUUCUCAAGAAGAGACUACUCAGUUGUGAUAAUAUUGUGAACUUAUGUUGAAUGGGCCAUACUUGCAAAAACCAUGAAGACGAAAAUUCUUUUACUAAACCAGUUUGCAGUUUGAAAUUAUAUUUUAUACAACAUUGGGAGAUUUUUGUUGUAGCUUGGCAUGGGUAUCUAGGUAUCUUUUAAAUGAUUUUUAUGCAGAUAUGAGAGGUCUUCUAUCAAAUGAGCACAGCAGAUUAAACAAAAUGACCAAACAAAUUAUUAGAAAAUGAUUUUAAUAUCUCUUAGAGAUUGGCAUGCUUCAUGUUCUGUACCUCCAUUUGCUUACUAGUAAGAGAAGAAAGUUGACUAUGGAGUUGAGCUUCAUGUAACAGAAAGCUCCUGAUUUAGAUUGAUUGAUGUACCUGAAUUCUGAGGUUGUUUUCCUCUGUAUGGUGAAAUCUUCCGACAAAUUGAAAUGACUGUUAUUUUAACCUAGAUUUUAAUUGCUGUUUUGGGUGGGUUAUUAGGUGAAUAAGUAGCAUCUUGCAGAAAAUGCAUUGGGUGGGUCUAAGUUUCACAUUACUUUUCUGAGAGUGUUUUUACUUGUAUGGUUUUUUUUAUCCCUUUUUUUGACAGAAGACAGUGACAGUGUUAAAACUCUAUGAAUAUAAUGUGUGCUGAUUGGUGGUCAUUGCAGCACUUGGCAUUACGAGAUCUCAGACUUUGCAUGUUGUUGCACAUCACAGCACGAAUUAUUAGUGUUUGUUUACUAAUAUGGCUGCCAAGUUAACUAAGCUGGUCUUGCAAGUAAUCCCAUGCCACAUGCAAAAUAUGACUCAAUGCUUUUGAGCUUAUAAAUUGUAGACGACUAUUAACAAAGAUUUAACAAUUUUUGGCCAUUUGCUAUUGUGUUAUUUUAUAGGCAGCUGUAGAUACCAACCCCAUCCAAUUCCUCAAAUGCAUUAAUGGUAUGUGCACAUUUUGUUUUGAUCUUUGAACUCAGUAGGCUUAAAUGUCAUCCUGGAAAGUCUGAAUCAAAGGAUUUAAAAAAAAAACUGAACUUUAAAUGUCAUCUUGAUUUAUCAUGACCAACAUGUAGUGCUUUCAGAUAAAUGUGUGUUUAUAAUCAAAAUCAUAUGACAGUAGUAUGGCCAUUGAUCGCUUUGUUGUAAUUUCUUGCUGUACAGUUUGCUCACCUGGUGCUGUAGUUGUAAUUUUUAAACAUCAGUUUUCAAGGACAGUAGUCUACAGGUUGCUUCCACUUGAGUCCUGUAUUUUACUUUGUGGUCAGUCAUAGCAAAGAAAAAAGCUGGCUAAUUCCCUACUGACUCAUUUGACUGUGAUAUAUUAACUUGUAAAUAAUGCAGUGCUGCUGUAUACAGAAGGAAUAACAUCAAAAUGAGAAUGGCAAAGAUAUGGGGUAGAGGAGGUUAGGGGAGUAAGAUACCUAUCAAAACCCAGAACAAGCUGCAGAACAGGGUGAGAUUUUACAGGGUAUAACUUCUGUGUCUUUGUUUGUUUGUUUAAAAAAAAAACUACUGGAUUUUUGAAGGCCAUACAAAUGUUCACAGAACUGCCCUCAUUAACCUCCACUUCCUUUGUGAAAACCACUGCCAUAUUGCAUGACCUAUAAUCUAUGUAUAGAUUACACUUUUAAGUCCUUAUUCUUCAUGCCCUAAGUGUCUGGUUUGAGAUAUAUUUUGGUGGCUGGCAAGCUGGAAUGGAGAUAUAUAGGUAUGCACGUAAGUUGUUAAGAUUUAAAUUGACCCCCUUCUCUGGUCACAGCAACCAUCAGUGCAAGUUUUUUUCUCAAAGGGAGAUGAUUCUGUUCAUUCUCAUUGGUGCAGAAACAUUGGACUUCAAAGAUAAUGGUUAUUGUGGAAUACCAAAUGCCAUCUUAGCAUCACAGCGUUGGGCAGGUUCAGGCAGAAUACAUCUUCUGUGCUCUUUUUUACUAUUCAUAAAUGGUGGAACCUGGCAGACAUGGAUAUCUGGAUAUUGAAAGUUAUUGAUAUUAGCUUUAUACUCUUAAUUUCUGUUUAUUUUUGAUCGUGGUUUAGGAAGCGAAGAGAAUGAAACCAAUUAGCUUUUGUAGAUUGUUUUAUCAAUGAAAUGACAAUGUCUGCAGAACAAUUUUUAGCACCUUUUUAUAAUUUUUAUGUAAUUUUAAAAGUUUUGAGGUGUGCACGCAGGGAGGUACUUGUGCUCAUGUGAUUAUGCUUAUGUGUGAACAUGGCACAUGGUUACUAGGACCUACAUGAUUGUUAGUGGCAGCCCACAAACUACUGUUAUGCGUGUAGGUGAUGUAGGAGACCUAAAUAUUGCUGACCAUUAAAGAAUGCAAUAAAAAAAUUAUGUUGAUUUCAGUGCAUG